CAUCUUGUCGAGAGGUGAAAUUUUGGAAAUUCAGCUUCCGAACUCAGAGACGUUACCUGAACACUUUAUUCUCAGUAUUCUGAUUUGUACAUACACCUUUAAAAUAUCAUCAGAGUGGUAAUUAUUUAGUUGGUUAGUGUAGAGAUGGAGUAAUGCACAUUUUGCAGAUGUCUUCCAUACUUCUUUAUAAAGAAGCGCAGGGGGAGUGGGCCCGCCUCAGACUAAAGUAGCAGUUGCAGCUGGACAGGCGCAUCGGCGAUAUCGGCCUACUGGCUACUGCGGAGACGGGACGGUACUUAAAAUCGGAGGCCAGUUCUGUCUGACAAAGGACCGGGCGGAGUUUUUGUUUGUUUGUUUUUUAAUUGGCAUCAGAUCUGGGGUCUUCUUUGUGUGUGGACGCCUUUCGAGGUUGGUUUUGUCUGUUGUAUGAGCGUCGAAAAUGCAACAGGAGAGAAGAGGAAGACCGAUGACGCACGAUUCAUCUCGCUAGCUAAUGGCUUAAAACUUGGUGCAGUGCCACAGUUUCUGCUGUUUUGUGUAGUGAAAGAGAUCACAAGUGUGACACAGGCUCAAGUAGCGGCCAGCAACGCCACAGACGAUACUGAGAGCUUGGAUGACCCAGAUGAAUCACGGACUGAGGACGUGUCGUCGGAAAUAUUUGAUAUGUCCCGGGCCGAUUUUGAGCCCGAAGUAUGUGACAGAAGUUCGUCUGAGGAAGCGUUAAACAAUGUCGGAGAACCAGAGGCUCUUCACAAACCGGGACCUGUUUCGUCGGGGCCGCCGAAUGGGAGCUUUGGCUUCCGUAAUGUAGGCGAGCCAGGACUUUCGCACCAACAGUCCCCGGGAGCUGUCCAGAGUGCACCCCACACGGGGGCCGUCCAGCAGCCCAGCUGUGCCGCGGCAGGAGGUCAAGGUAACGUUCCCGUCAGCACGCAACAGUCGACAGCCACACAUUCGAACGCUACCGCAUCGGCUACAGCGAGCUGCAGUUCACGCUUCAGGGUCAUCAAACUUGAUCAUGGUACAGGGGAGCCCUUCAAACGGGGUAGGUGGACUUGCACAGAAUUUUAUGAAAAAGAUCCUGAGGGUUCUGUUAUCAGUAGGACUGUGGAUAGUAUAAGACAUCCAAAUGUAACGGAGCAAGGAACGGAAAGAGACAGUGGGUUGGGUGCUACAGGCGGUUCUGUGGCCACUCAGGCUGGGCUUUCUAACCAGGGCCCAGAUUCUGCGCUUGACUCAGCUUCUCUUCAAGCAUCCCCGCAUCAGUUUGAUCCUCAGGUGCCCCAUGGCUACAGUGUAGUGUUGCAGCAUGGCACCACAGGGACUGGGACAGCGAACCCUGAGUCCCUCAGCAGCAAAUCGGCUCCAGUCCAGCCCAGUUCUCAUGCCGCCGUCGCCCAUGGCCUCCUCCCACCGGGCCACAAUGGCCUGCACCCAGCCACUCAUGUUCAGAAGUCUCCUGGCAUGGCCUCCACUCCUCCAGCACAGACCCUGCUCUAUCAGACACAACAGCAGACUCCUCAGCAGUUACCUAUAGGCCACCACCUGCAAGCUCAGCCUGGCCUCAUGCCUGCCAGUCAGGUUGAAUAUGGACAGCAGCACUUGCCUCUGACUGUUGCCCAGACCCACCCGGGGACCAGUCUGCCUGUUGGCCACGGCGUCAGCCAGGGGCCAUCCCCUGUGCCCACUCCAGCUGCAGGAGGUGUGCUGGGGGUGCCUGGAGAUAUCGGAGGCCUCCCUGGAGGUCUUCCUUUACCUGCAAGCCAGCCAGGAUCAUCGGUCCCAAGUCUCUUGCCCCAGCAUGGGACAGGGAUGUUGGGUGGCGUAGCCCCCCUUGCUCAAGGGUCCUCAGUCCAGCUGGGGCAGUACUCGCCUGCAAAUGCGACCCACAGCUUAGCAGCAGCUCCACAGAGUGCCACAGCCUUGCCUGUGUCGGCUGGCGCCAUACCUUCGUUGGGGGCGGCAGGUGGUGCAGGCAUGCCCAUGUCCUCCACUGGCAUGCCGGCACAUGCACAGGUCCCCCGCAACAGCGGGCUGCCUGGUGUCACUGCCACAGGCAGUGGCUUCGGCCAGCCGGAAGAGAGCCGGAGAAAAUCAGAUGCCCCGCUUCUGGCCCCUCUAGUUCCUGGCAAGGAGGCAGGGAAGCCCCUGAUUGCAGAUGACCUGCCGUUGUCUAAUCCUGCAGUGAACAGCUUUUUCGGAAUACCCAUCCCCAUUGACGGGGAUGAUGACAGGAACCCCUCUGCAGCUUUCUACCGGGCUUUCCAGGCUGGCAGUAGGCCGCGUGAACCCAAGCCCUCGGCCGAUAGUGCCUCUGGAGCAAGUGUUGUUGCCAUUGAUAAUAAAAUAGAACAAGCAAUGGAUCUCGUUAAAAGCCAUCUAAUGUUUGCUGUGCGGGAGGAGGUGGAGGUGCUGAAGGACCAGAUCAAGGAGUUGUACGAGAGGAACUCUGUGCUGGAGCGGGAGAAUGCUGUGCUCAAGUCUCUGGCCAACAGUGAGCAGCUCUCGCAGCUUUCAGUGCAGGCAGCGGCCUCAUGUGGUGCUGCCCCCUCCCAGCUGGGGGCAGGCCAGGCCCCGCCCCAGACUCAGCACCCUCCCCCCUUUCAGCCAGAGCUCAGUCAGUCCGUUGGGAUGGGGGAUUACGAAGCUGUGAAAUCGUUUCAACCUACUUUGUAACCAAAGAUGCGAAGCAGUGUAAACUCAAUUUUUUUUAUGCACAUUCUAUGUACUUUUUUUUUUCUUACUUUCUCCUUCACAUGACUUUUUUGUUGCUUUUUUUUAGCAUGUUCUGCAUGAUCUGUUAUUUGUCAAACCACUUUCUUACCUCAUAUUUGUAUUCGGCACUCUUAAUGUAAGAUAGCAGGCUGUGAACAAUGUGGAAGAGAUACAUGAAAACAAAACUAGUGUUCAGUGCACUAGCCACAGAAAAAUGAAGUGAGCCAUGUUUCGUUUGUCAAAAUGGUGUUGGAAUUUCAUAUGCCAAUAGUUUUGUUACAUUGCAAAAAAUUUUAAUGUAUUUAAAUAAAUGCAAUAUUCAGAUUCCA
Messenger RNA from Electrophorus electricus (electric eel), 3044 nucleotides. It is a transcript of the gene tsc22d2, whose product is annotated as TSC22 domain family 2. The record is from RefSeq and is a predicted model, not a curated record. Lineage: Eukaryota; Metazoa; Chordata; Actinopteri; Gymnotiformes; Gymnotidae. Gene Ontology annotation, biological process: regulation of transcription by RNA polymerase II.